Suillus fuscotomentosus is the source of this 2367-nucleotide messenger RNA. RefSeq lists its product as uncharacterized. Lineage: Eukaryota; Fungi; Basidiomycota; Agaricomycetes; Boletales; Suillaceae. The record is from RefSeq and is a predicted model, not a curated record. The transcript has 9 exons. The coding region runs from base 1 to 2367 and encodes 788 amino acids.
AUGAUUCAUACAGUCUCUUCUCCACAAGUCAGUUCCUCCCCCGUUUCUCGAGGCGGUAGUUGCCCUCCUCCAUCAAGCAGUCCUCCAUCUUCACCUCUGUCAGGCGGACGUGCUACCACUCCUGGAUCAUCUCUUUUUGAUUCCAGUCUCAAGUCAGAAAGCUCUCCCAAUACGAGGCAUUCUGACAUAUGUGCUUCACUAAGAAGCAUAUCCUCACUGUCAAAGACACCUCAGAUUGCAGCUGCCAAAUCGGAGACGGACAGCCUAUUCUAUAAUCCGUCUACACCUCCAAAUCCUGCACGCGCUUCUCGACGUGGCUUUAUCCGCGAGAGAAUGAGCAACAAGUUCAUUCCGUACCCCCCCUCUCCGGCUCCAAUUGAGCAUGCCGGAACAUUGGAAAAUGGCCUCACGCAAAUGCGUCCUGCAACCUUGUACAAAGGGUAUCAAGCAAAGCUUGCUGCUCGUGAGACUGCACGCCAGCGCAUGUUGGUGACCGCAUGGGAAAUUGAGGAAACCGAGCGCUUCCUUGAGUUCCUGGAUGCUCUGCAUGUCGACAACGAAGAACGGCUCGGAUUCGCUCAAGAAGACUUAAACAUCUUUAGGAAGCUAUUUUCUGAGCGUGACCGUUCUGAUGUCAAUGACGACAGAGAUUACCUUCAAGCUGUCUACGAGGAUGAAAUGGAGAUUCUUCGCGUUGUCUCGCUACAAGCUGAGCAGUUCUCAAAGAUCUUAGGUGCACGUGUCAAGAAGGAUUUCUUGCAACCUGGAGCCAAAGGAUCGGGAUCACCAUCGCCUGAGCCUGGGGUUUCGAUUAGAGAUAAUCUGGUAUCCGCAGAUCAGGAAGAUAACUCACAGGUUUCGGUCAAUUCGGCAGCACAAAUUCAAAUUGGACUGCUCUCUGCGCCCAUGCAUCCUCAACUCCCUCUACUUUAUGGCCAGCAAACGUGCACCGCCCUGCAAAGGACUCCGCGCACCAUCAGCACACGUCCGCUCCCCACCAGCCAUGAAGACUUCGCCCAGCAUCAGCAAGAAGAUCUCGCACAUCAUCAUCAGGAUUUCGCCCAGCAUCAGCAUCAGUCCGCUCCCUACCAGCGCGAGCCAGCUUACCAGCAUGAAGAUCUCGUGCACUAUCAGCAUCAGGACUUCGCGCCUCCUCAGCAGGACUUCACGCCUCCUCAGCAGGACUUUGCGCCUCCUCAGCAGGACUUUGCGCCUCCUCAGCAGGACUUCGCGUAUCCUCAGCAGGACUUCGCGUAUCCUCAGCAGGACUUUGCGUAUCCUCAGCAGGACUUUGCGUCUGGCACUGGAUCCUCGACCGGAUAUGUUGCUCCGUCAUUAGCGCCCAGUUGGGUCGGCGAUGAUGAGGAAUUUCAGACUCAUUCAGUCCUGCCACCGGAUCUCCACCACUUACGGCCAAUGUCGACGGGAGAGAUCCCCAACUCCCAUGUGAUACAUACUACAGGGCCUGCAAGGACAUCGAAAGCACGUCGUCGUGCAACUCGACGUCUGCCCCCCACACCACGCCUUGUCAUUCCUGUUGUGACGCCCACAACGAUGACGGGGACUGUCGCACCUCCGGAAUCCAUCGAAGGUUCCGCCGUUGACAUUAGUCCCGAGACGCGCAAACAAGCGAUCUCGGCCUCAAAGGAACGCAUAUUAUCCAUCGUCUUUUCCGACGACGCACUGGUAUCUCUCGCGGCUGACAAAAAGCGCAUCGUCAAAAAGGUCAUUUCCGAAGUAAGAUCUAGAAUACCAGCCCUUCUCGUUGCAACACAAUGGACGGCUAACGAAAAGGACAUCGCGAACGUUUGGUGCGCAGUGACGAAAUUUCGCACUGCAUUCGCAACGAUCAUCCGACAAGCUGUCGUGAUGGGAUAUUCCCUCUUCCCACCACAGGGCUGUACUAUCCCCCCAGAUACUUUUCGUGUCGAUCGGAUACGCUGCCUCGUCGUAGAUAACGACUUAGCGUUCAUGCAUCAAUACACUUUUGCAGACAGUGCGCUUGUCAUUCACUCGAAAUUCACCAACCCAUUCAUCCUUCAUGUCCUAACGAAACUCAUCUGGUGUUCGCCCUUCCGGCUCCACACUUUUCUCGACGAAUGCCCACGCCGUCAAAUACGUUAUGCUAUUGGCGCAGCCGGCGCCAUUACAGAGUCUGCAUUGAUGGAGCAGGGCUUGAUACAACUUACAAAGGGUAGGAUUACCCCCCAGAUGACGCAUUCGACAUUCACAAAGAUUGUUCUGGGCCUGGAUCAGCUAAGUGACGCUGAAAAGGUUAUUUUAGACGACUUCACAGACAGCAUCGUCGUUUGCGGGCGCUCGCAACAGCAAGCCAACGACGAACUAUCUGAUUUUGAUUUUGAAUAG